This is a messenger RNA of Ilex paraguariensis (yerba mate), 647 nucleotides long. Lineage: Eukaryota; Viridiplantae; Streptophyta; Magnoliopsida; Aquifoliales; Aquifoliaceae. The record is from the annotation of a GenBank genome assembly.
UGAGGCAGCUCUUCUCUCUCUUUCUUUCCAAGUUUCUUUCCCUUUUCAGGACUCUUUUUGCCUUUGAAUUUCCAAUUGAUUUCUUAACUCCAAAUACAGUCCUUCCUAUUAUUAUCAUCCACUUUUGCUUCUAUACAAACCUAGCUCCAGAUUUCAAAAAUCAUACUAAGACCUAUGGCAUCAAACUCAAUUACGUCUUCACGUAGCACUUGGACACCAAAGCAGAACAAGCAAUUCGAAGAGGCUUUGGCUUUGUAUGACAGGGACACCCCUGACCGCUGGCCAAACAUAGCCAGGGCUGUGGGUGGGAAAUCAGUGGAGGAAGUGAAGAGGCAUUACGAGAUCCUUGUGAAGGACAUCAUGCAAAUAGAAUCUGACCAAGUACCUUUACCCAAUUACACGGCUGCUGGAAGCAAUGGUAGAGCAUUUGCCAAUGAACAGAGGCUUCUGAAGAACCUAAAACUGCAGUAAUGCAGAAGUUGCUACUACAUGAUGGGUGAAACCUACCAGAUGAUCCGUAAAAAGGAGAUGCAAAACUAUUAAACAAGUAUAUCGUGUGAUAUGGUUACUAUGUCCUCGUUUGAUUCUAUCGUCCUUGUGCGGUUGAAUCAGUCUAAUUAACGCCACAAUUGUGUACUAAUAACUCU